GAAAUUAUCAAGAAGGUUCGUCAGUCUUAUACCUUUAAAGAGAAAGCCAAUAUCGUUCGGUAUGCUCUUCGUGAAAGCAAUCUUAAGGCCGCUGCCAAGUUUGGUUUAGAUAAGACUCAAGUUGGUCAUUGGGUAAUGAAGUUAAAAGAUAAACUUGAUGAGAUUGAUCAUAGCAAAUCUUGUCAUCUUGAAGGCGGUGAAAUUGAUCCUGAGAUUAUUCGCCGUGCCUUUCGCAAGUGCUCUAUUUCUAAUGCUAUGAAUGGAUUAGAGGAUAGUGAGAUAUAUCAUGAUGAAAUCCUUGAUAAUACUAAUGAAGCUAAUGAAAAUAAUCCUGAUAUGGAUUCUGAUGAUUUAGGUGAAAAUGAGGAAGAUUUUGAGUAUAAAGAAAAUCAUGAUGCAACAAUUGAAGAAAAUGAGGAUGUUCUUCUUUUUACAAUAGAUUAA
This is a messenger RNA of Racocetra fulgida, 444 nucleotides long. Lineage: Eukaryota; Fungi; Glomeromycota; Glomeromycetes; Diversisporales; Gigasporaceae. The record is from the annotation of a GenBank genome assembly.